UUCUGUUCAUACAACUUUGUCGUGGCAUCUGCAGCUAUGGCUCCCAAGAAGGACAAGAAGAAGAAAGAUGAGCCUGCGCAGCCAGAGCUGGUCACUGCCUACAAAGCACGUGAACCUUUAGCACCGACAGAACCUCCUGAUGCAUCAGAGGCGGAUGCCGCCUGGGCUGAAAUGCGAGACAAAUAUGUCCUCCCGCUUCCAGAAUGGAAUGCUGAAGCCGUCGACACCGCUGAGUGGAAGCCCAACCAGACUGAAAAUGCCUUUGUGAGCAACCAAUUUUCUGUUCUUGGACUUCCACGCAGUUUCGCGGCACUAGUUGCAGGUUGGCGACGUGCUGGUGCAUCUGCCCUCGUAAAGGGUGACCUUCUUCCGGAGGAGCCUGAGCCGCAGGUGCAGCCGCUUCCAGAACUCAAAGACGAGCCGGCUGAGACAGCUCCGGAUCCGAAAGCAAAGGCGAAGCCUAAGGCAGAUUCAAAAGCAAAGGCCAAGGCCAAAGGCCAGCCUGUGGAGGAAGUGCCAACAAAUCCUACCACUAUGCAGCAGUAUGCCGAUUGCAGCUAUGAGGGAGAGGCCAGGGUGGUGAGCCAGUCGGAGUUCCGAUCGCGUGAGCUUGUCCUGGAUCUCGACGAUGCCGCGCCGCAGCUGAGCCAAUCCAUCAUCUCUCAAUUUGCUGCGGUGGCUGAGCACAGACUGCUCCUGCCGAAGGGCUACUUUUUGUGGGAGCUGAUCCAUCCACAGGAUGAAGAGGGCAUGCCGCUCUUCAAUCCUCACGGCAAGUACAUCGUGAAGCUUUUUGUCCAGGGCAAGUGGAGACAGGUGGUGAUUGACGAUGUCGUUCCUGUCGGGUAUGCAAUGCACGGGAACAACACCUAUGCGUCGCUGCUGCCCACCAGCCAGGAUGUCAACAUCAUUUGGCCUCAGCUGCUGGCAAAAGCUUUGAUGCAGGUGUUUCAGGAUGACCUGAACAUCCCCGUGCUGCCUUGCAUCACUGCCCUCACUGGCUGGAUGCCUUACCAGGUGCCAGUGUCUUGGAAUGCUCUCACGGGCAUGAAAUCGGUCCGGACUUUCUGCAGCCUGCAGAGCAACUCUCAGGUGGACUUCGAAGCGCGGCAGCGAGCGGAAUUGAUGCCCACCAUUCCGCAGGCGGAGGCCGUGCCCAACCCUCGCAAGUCGAUAGCAGCUGCAGCUGUGGCACAACAGCAGGCCGUGCCAACUGCUCCAGUGGAGGAGAAGAACCUGAAGCUCGGAAAUCAGCCGCAGGAGGCCCUUCUGGAGUUUCUGGUGUGCGAAGUUGAAGAGGAUCCCCGGCAGGUGCGCCUUAAAGCUGACUCCUAUGUCCCACAGCAUGGCACUCCGAGAAAACAUGUCCGAGAUGCAGAUAGCGAGGAUGAAGAUGCCUCUGCCGAUGCUGGCAACAAUGAUCAGCCAGCUCGAAUCGAUGAGGAGGCUGAUGAUUCUGAUCAUGACGACCUCGAUGAGGACGACGACCGGCGGUCACAAAAUACCCACUCGGGAGAUGCCGAAGGCGUAGAGAAGCGAACUGACCAGGGUGGUUCCCAAAACGGAGAAGGCCAUGAAGCCGAGACGCAGGAGGAAGACCAGGUGACAGAUGAUAUGCCGUGGACGGCACCAUGGCCAGAUCAGAACCCAGCCCCGCUGAUGAUGAAGAGCUCCAUCCAGGAGUUCCAAUCUCAGCUCGAAGGCGGUUGCUGGGUGAGCUUCGAAGAUUUCGAAGCUUCCGCAUCCCCUCUCUGCAGCUACAUUCCUCCUGGCGAACACGUUCUCUCUGCCACACUGGAUACAUGCUGGGCUGGAGAGCGCGCACAGGCCUACUUGCCACCAAAGACCAUGCUGCUGCGGCUUUGUUUGGUUCUCCAAGAGCUGGAUCAAAGUACGUCCAGGAGUUCGCGAGACACUGGCGAUGCCAAGCCAAAACCUGGACCACCAUGGCUGCAGACUGUUUUCAGCUAUGAGCCUUUGCGCCAAAAUCACAGGCUCACCGAGUCUCCGCCUCCGCUGACUCCGUGCAGCUGUGUUUUGCAGGCCAUCAAUGACUGGCGGCCGAGCUUUCACACCUCACGUCAGUUGCAAGCGCCGGAGUGCAUCAAUCUCACAGUUGGUGAAGGAACUCCACCCAGUGGUUCCGUAUUCCAUUCCUUGCUGUUACCUCCAGGCGAGCAUUGGUAUCUCAUCCAUGAUGAUGCAGCAGAACAAGCUGGCUCCGUGCUUUCCGUGAAUGUGGAGGGCUUGCUGCUGAAUUCCAUGAAGUCGAAAGUGGAGUUUCUGGAGCCUGCCAAAGUGCUGGCCAAGAAUAAGCUCUCUUUGCUCUCCGUUGGCCCAAUACAGUAUCCGGUGCACACCGGUUAUACUGUCUGGGCCAAGGCUGAGAUUCAGAUAGCCGAGGACGGCUUGCACUCUCUGCAGCUGCUGUGCCAUGUCACAGAUGUGACACUUUGGCCCUUCAUUCAGCUGUCUUGCCUCAAGGUGUCGCAGCUGGAGCUUGACGAGCCUGAGAUGCGUUGCGCCAAUUGGUGCGUGUCGACCCUGACGAAGUCACCACUGUUGCGGACCAUGUCACUGCCUUUGAAAGACAAGGCUGUUGACAGAGCUGGCAAGUACGUUCUGAUGCUGGAAGCGAAUUUGCCGCCGGAGGUACUUCCGAAGUCAGGGGGUGAGGUGUCACUUCAGCUCUUCGCACCUCCUGGCAGCGGUGGUCUGGAAGUAGAUCUUGAAGGUGACAAAGAGACUGAGGACACAGGCAUGGAAGACGAGGCGCCUCUUCAGCUCAACAUGUUGACCGUGGACAAGGUGAUGCGCUGGAACGGUGAGUGCGCUGAAAAUGACAAGGGGCUAGUUCUUUGCGAGCGGAUAACCGUGCCGCCUGAAGCUGGAGAUGUGACGAGUGCAUUGCGGGUGACAGUGGAGGGUUUGCCGCAGGCCUUUCUCCGCGCAACCUUGGUGGCCCAAAUGCCUCCGACAGAUGAAAUGAGACCUCAAAAUCCUGACGGGGCCCCAUUGGAGCCGCUGGUUCCCGGAGCUCCGAUCAACCCUCGCGACUAUGGCGGCCGCAGGAACUGGCUCUCACGCUGCAAGAAAGUAGCUGAGAGCUGCGGGCUGGAGAUUGUUUCCUUCUCGCAUGUGCUCCUCACUGAAGCAUCGACUUACAUCCUCUAUGUGCAUUUGGAUGAGUUCAGAGGUCCAGGUGGACUUGAUGGUGGAACCUGGCUGCUGGAGAGCUUUGGUUCUGGUUCCUUGGAGGUCGGCUCCGACGCCAUGGAGCAAGACUUGGAGGAGUUGGUGCGAAGAUCCUGGGCAGAUGCCUCACAGGAGCCGGAUGGGCCACCACGGAGUGAGAAAGCUGCAGCAGCGCGAGAGACCUGGUUGGCGGAAUCGAAAGAGCCCAAAGACGAGGCAGAGGAAGAGACGGAGGACUCUGUUAUUUGCGGGGUGAAGCGCGAUGUUUUGUUGACGCGAAAGGAGCAGAAGAUGCUUGAAGCGGUGUUGGCGCGCACCAGGGAGGUCAGCCACCCAAACAACACAAUAUCAAAGUAUUUGGAUGGUCAUGCAGACACCCCAGCUUUGCUUAUCCAAGAGGACCCUUACACAGUGGCGCCAGACAGGCCCGAAUGGAAGCCUUCGGAGGAUACUGACGGUACCCUGGACGAGGUAGGCGCCGAGGACACCGAGGCGGCCGUGGCGGUGAAGGCCUUGGGCACCGAAGGCGAGCGCCAGGCCCGGGAUCUGGAGAUCGAGCUCACCACUGCGAGGUGGCAAGCUGCGAAGGACAACUUGGAGGCUGCAAAAGAGCGGAAUGCAAAUCAAAUUCAGGAGUUGAGGCAGUGGCGUGAGGAACGAAGCGCUGUGCCAGCUGGCAUUGAGGCAGCAAACUUCGCACCAACAAGGCGAGAAUUGAGGGGUGCCCUUCACACUCGCAUGGAGAAAUGCGCCAUCCUGAAGGUUGCGACCCUUCAUCCUGAGCGCACUGAUCCUGAGCCGCUGAGAGCCGCCCUAGCAGAAGCAGAUGAAGCAGGUUCAAAAAACUAUGAUGCCGACCUCAUGGAGAACGCCGCAAGAAAGCUGCGGGUGCUGGACGCCUCUGCGACCUUCAAGGAGUCCUUGGCGGCAGCGGAGGCGAAGAUUGAGGCUGCAGCAGCUGCGACAGCCACAGCUGAGGCUGCUGAAGAAGGCAGCGACAGCUUUGCACAGGCCAAAGAUGCCGCAGCAGCUGCAGAGGAAGAGGCAGCGGCAGCCGCCAGCGCCCUGAGCGAAAGCCUCGCCGAAUUGCAGGCCAGCAUCAAGGAGGCAAAGGCCAAAGAGCUUCCCAUCCCAGCAGAAUUGCUCAAUGAGGAGCCAAUGGACAAGGCCUCGGCUCUGCUGAAGCAGCGCGAAGCUGCAGGUGAGCCUGCUUGAGAGUGCGGCUGCUUGGUAGUUAGGAGAACGCAUGGAAACGAAAAGACGCCACAGAGCUUUGCUUUUUUAGGAAUUCGCUCUGCACGAGACGGUAUAGCUGUCCAGGCCUGUGGCUUCCGAUUGAAGCAGUUCAAAGGCCAAACAUGAAGCAAGGUAAGACAGUCGAGAGUAGAUGUUGUGCUCAUUCUGCCUGUGGCUUUGCGAAGUUUCACCCCAAAGCCUGGCCUCUGCC
Messenger RNA from Effrenium voratum, 4642 nucleotides. The record is from the annotation of a GenBank genome assembly. Lineage: Eukaryota; Dinophyceae; Suessiales; Symbiodiniaceae.